Cyanidioschyzon merolae strain 10D is the source of this 735-nucleotide messenger RNA. RefSeq names its product chloroplast ribosomal protein L17 precursor. Gene Ontology annotation, cellular component: cytosolic large ribosomal subunit; ribosome. Gene Ontology annotation, biological process: translation. Bases 1 to 735 code for a protein of 244 amino acids. The record is from RefSeq and is a predicted model, not a curated record. The transcript has a single exon. Lineage: Eukaryota; Rhodophyta; Bangiophyceae; Cyanidiales; Cyanidiaceae. Gene Ontology annotation, molecular function: structural constituent of ribosome.
AUGCCAUCACUGCGCACAUUGUCGAGCGCUUGGCGCUAUCACAAGACACUUUUGGGGGUAUCGUGUUGGACGCCACGUUCGACGCUGGCGAAAGACGUCUCGACUCGGUUCACAGGGUAUCUUUCGUUUUCCCAGUUCGUUGCUUGUGUUCGUGUCUGUUCUGAUUCUAGACAAAUGCUUUCUAGAAUAACACUGGGUUUUGUUCAAGCACCUCUCGCGAGGGUUGCACCGGCGUCCUGCGUUGCGGCGUGUCGCGUGCUGCCUGCGCGACCGGCAAGUGUCUUCAGGGGCGCUCCGUUGAUCCCCAGCGUGCCAGUUCCGCGUUUCAACUUUGCGGUUCAGACUCGGGUGCCGGCUGGAAGUGGCGUUUUGAGCCUGGAAGCGAUGCGCCACGGAGACCGUCUCAAGAAGUUGAACCGGCCUGCUGACCAACGAAAAGCACUUAUCCGGGCGCUCACUACAGAAGUGCUACGGCACGGACGCAUAAAGACAACUGUAGUGCGCGCGAAGGUUGUUCGGCAGUAUGCAGAUAAAAUGAUAACGCUGGCGAAAAGAGGAACGCUUGCGGCGCGACGGCAAGCAAUCGGUUUCAUCUACGAUAAGCAACUGGUGCAUGCGCUCUUCGAGGCAGCUCCCGAGCGCUACGGCGACCGCAACGGUGGCUACACCCGGAUCAUACGUGCUGGGUUUCGGCGAGGUGAUAACGCUGAACUCGCAUACAUCGAGCUUGUCUAG